GGAAUUCCCAAAACCCUAAUUCAUAUGUAUCCCCUUUUGUGAUCGCAUAAAAGCUUCACAAUCUCUUCUAAAAUGGUGUGAAUUCACAAAAUCAGCCAAGGGAGAUAAGAAAUUUUAACUUUUUAACAAGCAAUGGCGUGUAUCCCAGGCUUAAACCCUCCCAAAACCCUAGGUAUCUCAUCAUCGUCGUCUUCUUCAAUCGGCAAUAAUUUACUGUUUUCGUCAUCAGCAAGAACCCAUUUAAAAAUAACACAGAUUUCGAAGAGAUUUCCGAAGAUUUCUAUUGUAAUGGCGACUAAGCGGCAAGAAAGCGAACUGAGUUUGAAUGCCUUGACAAGCAGCGAUCGUAGAGAUGAAGUUAUGGUUGCUGUAAAAAGCUCGCUUUCGAACUGCCUUUCGGAGACGAAUCUUCAUCUUGCAAUCCCUGAUCUCAAAUCCAAAACAAGAGGCAAGGUUAGAGAUAUAUAUGACGAAGGAGAUUAUCUUGUCCUAGUCACAACGGAUCGACAAAGUGCUUUUGAUAGGAUUCUUGCUUCAAUUCCAUUCAAAGGACAAGUUCUUAAUGAUACAAGUUUAUGGUGGUUCAACCAAACACAGCACAUUGCUCCCAAUGCAAUAAUAGCAGUUCCAGAUAGAAAUGUUACUAUUGCAAAGAAAUGUUCUGUUUUCCCUGUCGAAUUUGUUGUUAGAGGGUAUAUGACCGGAAGUACUGAUACAUCAUUAUGGACUGUAUACAAGAAUGGCGUCCGAAAUUACUGUGGCAAUGUUCUUCCUGAAGGCAUGGUGAAAAACGAGAGGCUACCUGCAAAUAUAAUCACACCAACUACUAAGGCUGCCGAUCAUGAUGUUCCUAUUACUCCAGAUGAGGUUGUCCGACAAGGGCUGAUGAGUCAAGCUGAUUAUGAUGAAGCGAGUAGGAAAGCAUUGAGUUUGUUCGAGUAUGGCCAGCGUGUGGCAUCAGAACAUGGUCUGAUAUUAGUCGAUACUAAAUAUGAAUUUGGAAAGGGCCCAGAUGGUUCCGUGCUUUUGAUUGAUGAGGUCCAUACACCCGACUCAAGCAGAUACUGGUUAGCCCAUUCUUAUGAAGCCCGGUUUCAGAAUGGUCAUGAACCCGAAAAUAUUGAUAAGGAAUUUUUGAGGUUGUGGUUCAAAGAUCAUUGCAAUCCGUACGAGGACAAGGUUCUCCCUGAUGCUCCGGAAGAGCUUGUUACUGAACUCGCAUGGCGAUACAUUUUCUUGUUCGAGACGAUAACGAAAUCGAGAUUUCAGAUACCGGAGACAAGGGAACCUAUACAUGAUAGAAUAAGUCGCAAUGUCUCAAAGGCGUUGUUAUUGCUAAAGAAGUAGUUUCAAAUUUAUUUCCGAUGUGGGUAAUAAGCAAUGCUAAGUUGUCGUAUGUUUUCUUGUAGAAGGUCGAUCCUUUUGAACUCGUGCCAUCUGUGCAAGUAUGGACGGAUAAAUUUGUUUUAUAAGAGUAUAUUUUGACGACA
Cynara cardunculus var. scolymus (artichoke) is the source of this 1490-nucleotide messenger RNA. Its product is annotated as phosphoribosylaminoimidazole-succinocarboxamide synthase, chloroplastic. The transcript has 12 exons. The record is from RefSeq and is a predicted model, not a curated record. Gene Ontology annotation, cellular component: chloroplast stroma; cytoplasm. Gene Ontology annotation, molecular function: phosphoribosylaminoimidazolesuccinocarboxamide synthase activity. Gene Ontology annotation, biological process: 'de novo' IMP biosynthetic process. Bases 133 to 1347 code for a protein of 404 amino acids. NCBI's taxonomy places the organism in Eukaryota, Viridiplantae, Streptophyta, Magnoliopsida, Asterales, Asteraceae.